Gigantopelta aegis is the source of this 2406-nucleotide messenger RNA. Its product is annotated as sodium-coupled monocarboxylate transporter 1-like. The coding region runs from base 258 to 2255 and encodes 665 amino acids. Gene Ontology annotation, biological process: sodium ion transport; transmembrane transport. The transcript has 16 exons. Gene Ontology annotation, molecular function: symporter activity. Gene Ontology annotation, cellular component: membrane. The record is from RefSeq and is a predicted model, not a curated record. NCBI's taxonomy places the organism in Eukaryota, Metazoa, Mollusca, Gastropoda, Neomphalida, Peltospiridae.
ACGAGUCAGAAUUACCAAAUGUUUGACAUCCAGUAACCGAUGAUUAAUUAAUCAAUGUGUUCCAGUGAUGUCGUUAAACAAAACAAACUUUUUUGUUCAUAGGGUAAAGCGCGAAGAGACAAACAAACAAAAAAAGACAAACAAAAACAAAAAGAAGAAAGAAAAAAAGACAGCCAAAGAAUCAUAGCACGUGCCAUCUUCUCAUCUGACGUCAUCUUUCCAACUACGUCAUCAGUGCCGCCCGCACGACCAUCGUCAUGGCUGACGGGUCUCACUCGUUCCACAUCGCCGAUUACUCGAUAUUCGCCGUCACCAUGGCGAUCUCCAUAGGAAUCGGGAUAUACUUCGCGCUGUCGGGCGGCAAGCAGCGCUCCACAUCGGAGUACCUGGUGGCGGGCCGCUCGCUCGGGUUUCUUCCCGCCGCCAUAUCGCUGAUGGUGUCGUUCGAGUCGUCCAUCAUGAUGCUGGGCAUGCCGGCCGAGGCAUACGUCUACGGCUUUCAGUACUGGAUCGGAUCGUUCGGCUUCUUCGUCGCACAGAUGUUGGCCAACUUCAUCAUGGUGCCAUUGCUGCACCCGCUUAAGAUUACCAGUGCAUACGAGUAUUUGGAGAUGCGGUUCCAGUCUCGGGCUGUGCGACUGAUGGGAACGUUUAUUGGAAUCGUGUCGUAUAUAUUUUAUAUGGGUAUUGUACUGUUUGGACCAGCCAUUGCUUUACAAGCGGUCACGGGAUUCCCUCAGUUUGGGUCAAUUUUCCUUGUCGCAAUAGGGGCCAUAAUAUAUACAGCAAUUGGCGGACUGAAAGCCGUUAUAUGGACUGAUGUGUUCCAGGCUUUUGUCAUGUUCGCCGGGCUGUUUGCCGUCCUCAUCAAGGGUUCAAUAGACGGGGGCGGAGUGAUCGCCGUUUGGACACGGGCUAAGAACGCUGGCAGACUUAACAUCUUUAAUUUCGACCCCGACCCCACCGUGCGCCACACGUUCUGGAACCUGUUCUUCGGCAAGUUGUUCCGCGGUUUCAGUCUCAACCUGAACCAGUCGUCCGUGCAGAGGAUCGCCUCCACCAAGACCAUCAAAGACGCCAGAUUCAUGAUGUUCUUUAUGGCCCCAGCUUUCUUCAUGUCCCUGACUCUGGCGCUCAUGGAAGGAAUCGUUGCCUAUGGUUACUAUGAGGGCAUUCGAUGUGAUCCGCUCGAGUCGGGGCAGAUAACGGAUCCAAACCAGAUCAUUCCUUAUAUGGUGAUGGACAUCUUCAAGAAUAUGCCGGGAAUGCCGGGACUCUUUCUAGCCUCCUUGUUCAGCGCAUCCCUGAGCACGGUGUCAUCCGGGCUCUCGAGCGUGUCUGCACUCACAUGGACAGACAUACUGAAACCACACGUACCCAAUCUGCCCGACAACAAGGCGACCAUCAUCGCGAAAGUGUCAGUUGUGGUUUACGGACUUCUCGCUUGCGGAGUCGCCAUCUUGGUCUCCAUGAUAGGAGGGACUCUAACUCAGAUUACCACUUCACUCCUAUCAGCUUUUGGAGGACCCCUAGCGGGGAUAUUCUGGUUGGCUAUAUUCUGUCCUAUAGCAAACGCCAAGGGCACACUGAUUGGUGGCAUCGUGGGACUGGCGUUUGGUUGUUGGCUCAGCAUUGGGUCGAGUUUCUCCCCCUCCAUCCACCGACUCCCGUUCCUGCCCCCCGCCCCCACUGACAACUGCCCGCACCUGAACAUGACAAGCAGCUACCCCUGGAUCCUCAACAGCACCGCAGUGGUCAACCAGUCACUACUUACGGAGGCUGCCACACAAGCCGUCACAGAGGCGGCAUACGUCGAACCAGUGGGGAUUGAACGCGCGUACCUGCUGUCAUACACGCUUUACUCGACGUUCGGGACGCUGUCGGUGAUGUUGAUCGGUGUGCUGGCGAGCAUUGCAACAGGAUGCAACAAGAAGCAGAGGGUUCCGUCCAAGUACCUGGCCGCGAUGGGAGAAAACCUGUGUUGUUGUCUCCCCCAGAGAGUCAGGGACUUCCUCAACUACGGAGAGCAAGAGGAAACGUCUGAGGAUGAAGAGGAUGUGUAUGAUUUGGAGAAGACGAUAAACGGCCCUAAGACCGAAGACCCGCUGCUGUUUAACGGGACAUCGACGGGCAACACGCUGUUCAGUUCCGACUCCAACCUCAAGAAGAGGAGUCUGACUAGCAACACGGGGAGCGUGGCAGACAUCGACCUCCUGGUGCGAACCGCGUCCGAGGAAAUCAUAUCAGUGACUUGAACUCGCGUCAAGCAUCUCAACUCGGCAACUCCGUCUCUGUACAUAGUUAAUAGCUAUUCAUGAGUUGAUAAAAGAAACUGAACUCUCACAAUUAUAAACUGAAAUUCCAACAGUAUUAAAGAUUGGACCUGUGUUGGUAAAGGCAACACAC